Ruditapes philippinarum (Manila clam) is the source of this 13421-nucleotide messenger RNA. RefSeq lists its product as uncharacterized. The transcript has 18 exons. Lineage: Eukaryota; Metazoa; Mollusca; Bivalvia; Venerida; Veneridae. The record is from RefSeq and is a predicted model, not a curated record. The coding region runs from base 218 to 12232 and encodes 4004 amino acids.
CAACACAAGUUGCACGCGCUCAUCGUUGUGUACUGAAAAGUAAAAAAAAAAAAAACACUGUCAAUUUGACAAAAAAGAAGACAAUCGUAACGUUUUAUACUUUCGACGAUAUUUUAUCCAUCAAGAAAAAUUGGGUGCGCACGAAUCUCUACAAAUGUUAAAAUUCGCUGUCUUCAAAGAUGUGAUACAUGAUUGGUGAUUUAGUGUUGAUGAAGUAAUGAUGGAGUAUAAGGAGAGGGAUACUGUAGUUAGACUGUAUGUGGGAGGUAAAUUCACCGGAUCUCUUCAAGUUGUGUCCUGUGACAGCAUCAACAACUUCUUCUUGCAGAACAGUCACAUUCAUUUGAAGUGGAGACUAGAUGUGGAGACAACUGACCAGUGUUAUUUUGAGAAUGUGAACUGCCUGUCUACCCAGCUAGAGACACUGAGUCGUGGCUGGUAUUACAAUAUAUGUCAGUUAAAGGCAUAUCAUUGUACGUCAAGAGUGAACAACCUGACAGCAUACUUGAAUGGUGAAGUUGCUAUAGUGAAGAUAGGAAGAGACCAGUUACUAUUGAUGCCAGACAACAAGAUAACUCAUAGACUGGGUAUACAAUCAUUAUCAAGUUCUAAUAUAGUUGGUCUACAUUGUAUCCAUAUGUCAAGGGAGUCCAAUCUGUCCAAAGCUGGUCAACUUUGUGAGAGAAAUUACACUAGAGAAGGGCAAAGAGGUGGAGAACACAGUCAGGGUGGUCAGUGUGAUCCCUAUACAAUUGGAUUCCAGACACAUCCUCCAGUUUCCAGUCUGCUGUCCAAAAUCACAGUAUCGUCAUUAUUCCAGAGCCAGUAUGAAGCCUAUGAUCAUGUUACCAUGGAGACAAGUUGUGCUAGAAUUGACCAUCAGUAUAUUGAAAGUAAGCUGGUAAAGGGACACAAUGAAACUAUGGAGCAUACUACAAAACAUGUAGAGAACACAGUUAGAGGAGAAAGUUUUGUUGAUGUAGAGAGAAACCAUGUCACUGUUGGAAAGACGGGCAGAAAUGAUGUAGGUGAAGAAACUCUACCAGACAGGAAGAGACACAAGUCGGAAAAUCACAGAGAAAAACAGGAAUUGAAUGAUAGAGAUGGUAGAAAACGACACAAAACUACAAGUGAUGCAUGUAGUAUUACCAGUAUAGAAUCAGAGACAGUAAGUAGUGUAGGUUCUGUACCUGAUAAACAUGGCAGUGGGCAUAAGAAACAUAAAUCAUCACAUAAACAUAAGUCUAAAAGAAAAGAUAAAUAUUCAAAGACUAGUGGAAAAGAGGAAAUGUCGGCUCACAGACACAAGUCAUCUGAUGACAACGUAAGAGAUGAAACAUUGAAACCUAGUAAAAAUAUAACCAAAAAUGUAUCAAACGUUAGUUGGAGGAAUGAUGCUGAAAACACGGAGAUUAAAAAUCAGGACAAACAAUUGAAGAAACCUGAAAAAGAAUCCAUUUUGUCAAAAUUGGAGUCCUCUAUGAAAUCUUUCAGGAAAAAUAUUAAAGAAAAAACUGAAGAAAAGAAAUCAAAAACGUCAGAAAAGCACAAAAAGAUAAGCAAGACAUCCCAGUGUGAUAAGCCCUCAGCUGGGCAUAAUAAACAUAAUGUUGAACAAGUGUUUUCCUCAAUGUUUUUUGGGCUUUCUAAAGAUCUUGGACGUAUUCCAAAAAAGAACAAAGCUAAAAGAGGAAAUCCAAAUUCUGUCAGUCCACAGGAAAGUGUAUCAGACAAAAGAAAGAAAUCUGAUGGCAAGAAAGAUAAGGUUAGUGAAAAGGAUGAGAGAAAGGAAUCUGUGAAGUCUGGGAAUAAACUUGAAAAUCUGCAGCUCAAAGAAUUAAAACAAAAGACUGGCAAAGAUUGUAUCAAGAACAACGAAAAGAAACCAGCAAAUGUAAAGGAGAUUUCUAAGAGAAGAUGUGAUGAUUAUCUUGACGUAGAGAUGUCAUAUGAAAGAGAUGAUGAUGUGGAAAUGUUAGAUAUGGUUGGAAGUGGAUUUGACAGACAAAAGAUGGUUAGAGAUGCUUUGUCAAUUGAAAGUUCAAAGAACAAGAUGGGAGAAGAAAAGGAAAAUAUCAUCCAAGGUUUAGGUGAUCAGGCUGAACAAGAUGUAAAGAGGAAAAAAAUGAAAGUAAAAUCUUUUAGAAGAUCUGUACGGGUGACAGAUAGUAAUCUGAAAAUAUCGCUACCAGUAGAAAUGGAGGGGAAGGGCAAAAUAGAACCACAACUAGAUUUACCAAAACUUGUGAAAUUUGCUUUCUAUGGGGAUGAGAUAAUGAGUGUAAUGUCAGCUGACAGCUUGAAGCUGUAUGAAAGCUGUCUAUCUAUCCAUGAUGCUACUCCUUCAUCCUGGACCAAAUAUGUUACCAAGAAAUGUGUUGAAGGCAGAAAGAAACAAAUCUAUACAGUAGAAAUAUUUAAUCCAGAACACAGUAAGACUGACAGCAAAAUUCACAGAAAGGUAACGAUCAGUGGUGGUAACAACAAAUCAGAUGGUAGAAGUUGUUUUAAUGACUUUACAAACAAGAUGAUGAUUGAAGUGCAGAAAGAGAAAUCUAAGGAUAGGGCUCCUAACAAUGAACAAGGCUGGUGUAAAAGAGAUAAUGAAAAUGUGAUGUUGAUACCAAAGCUGACUACAGUUGACUCAUUCUCAGAGGAUGAUGAUGAUGUACAUAGAAGUUGUGAUGUUGAGAAAUAUAUAGAGGGUAACAGAAGUGUAGACAUUGAAAAAGACAAGGAACUUAACAGAAGUUUAGAGAUAGAGAAAGGCACAAAUUCUAACAAAGAUUCCAAUUUUGAGAAACUUUCAGAUAUAAACAAAGGUUCUUACAUUGAGAGAGACAAACAAAUUGUGAAUGGUAAGAAAAUAGUACUCGACAAUGAUAAUGCAAUAGAUAAUACUUCAAAGGAAUACAAACUGGUUAACAAUGCCAAGGAUAGUGUUCAAAGUAUUAGUAAAGAGACUGGUAGUGACAAGAUGGCAAAUUUAAAUGAUGAUGACAAUGCUUUAAGUAACAAAGGUGAAGCUGUGCAGGAAACUGUCAAAAUAGAUAAUACAACAGAUCCUAGUAUUAACAAUCUUGGUAUUGUUACAACAAAUAUGGCAGCACCUACUAGUAGAUCCACUACAUCAUGUAUAAGCCAGGUGAAGACAAGAAGACCAUCUGGAAUGGAGAAUGAGAGCUCAAAAGAAGGAUCUAUAGUUUCCAAUAAAAGAGAAUCACAGGAUAGGAAGCGAAGCAGAUCAAAAGAAAGAAGCCAUGAUAGCAAGUCUAAGGAGAGGAGACGUAGCAUAUCAAAAAGUAGAGGCAGUCCAAGUAGGUCCAGAGAAAGACGUAGGCGGAGCAAAUCAAGGGAAAGAAGAAAGUCAAGCUCAUCUAGGGAUAGACUUAGGCGUAGUCAAUCAAGAGAAAGGCGUAGUCAAUCAAUUGAUAACAGAAUUGAUGCACCUGCUGAAAGUGAUAUUGGAAAAAGACUUUCCAAGAUAGCAUCAUCGGUGGUCAAGGAUAGUGACAAAGUGUCAAGUAAAAGUGAUAAACGAAGAGAGAGGCAGUAUCAUCCAUAUAAAAAGGACUCGAGACCCAGCAAGCGGCAUAUACCACAUUGGUCUUUUGAUCUGGCAUACAGUGACAUGAAUGAACUGCUACAAAACUUGACAGAAAACACAUUCAAGAAAAUAAACCGUAAACCUGCUAAUGUUGAUAGCCGUAAUAAAGUUGGAAGAAGAAGCUAUGGUAACAGGGGACGUUUUUCAAGUUUCCGCUUCAGAAGAUCAGCAGUUCUUAAAACACCACCUAGGGAAAUAUGCUACAGCUCUGAAGAUGAAGAGUAUAUGGUUCGUCCAGAUGAUAUACCGGAUCUUAAAGAAAGAGCUAAACAAGCUGAUGUACUGGAAAACUUCAUGGGCACAGGAGAAGACGAAAAAGAAUACUCUACAGAAAUGCUUAUCUAUGAAAAAGAAAUGACAGAAGACAGGAGGAUUGUUUGCAAUACUGGAAGAAGUACAGACCUUGUUAUUCCAGGUGGUCCCAGAACUGCAACCUACUCAGGUGUGGAAUUGAAAGAUGCUAAUGAUGAACUAGCCUUUGAUGGAAGUGUAAGACAUGUUGAGAACCAAGAUGUACAGAGCAGUCGGUCUUCAUUAGUAAUAGAAAGGAAAAAUACAUACUCAAACAACCUUAUCAAAUCUAAAAUGCUGGAAAUGAAAUCAACAAAAUCUAUUGAGAGCAAUGAAAAAGGAGGUAUGAGUGAGCUUGAUAAAAUAAACCCAGGUCAAGAUAAAAGUAAAGCUUCUGAUAGCAAUAAAUCAAGUGAAGUAACAGACACAGCUUUUCAGAAGGAGAAAGGUAUUAAAUCAAAAGAAGUGUUUCAUUUGGAAGAGAAGGAUAAAGUAUUCGUAUCACUUGAGUUGCAAAAUGAUUCCAUUGUUCCUCAAAGAAAUAAAUCAGGCAGUGAAGAUACAGAAGAAGAUAACAAUGCAGGUCAUAAAAGAAUUCUUCCGUCUGAUUCUGAUGUUUGUCUUGAUUGGACAGAUGAGGAAAAUGCUCUUGACAAUAAGGAUGAUGGUGCCGUGUUUGAUGAUUCAAGUGAUGUAGUGUCUGAAACAGGAGCUUCCAUGUGUUACAUUGUGAUAGAUACAGUUGGUGGGAGUGAUUCUGAGACAUCAGAACAAAUUGAUAUUGAUAAAUUAAAUAGUGCUAAAUCUGAAACAAUAUGUGAGGAUAAGAUGAAUAAACACAACUUGACAGAAGACCAUUCUGAAGUAGGAAAGUGUGUGAAGGAAUUGCUGGAUGGUAUGAUUGAUACUGUAUGCACAGAUAUUAAUGAAUCAGAUGUUGAAAACUCAUUUGAAACUAGUGAAUUUGAAAACAACUUAUGUGAUCUCCAUAGAUUUCCAAGUAAUACUGAUAAUGAUGAAACAACACUAACACAUAAUAUUUCAAAGUGUCCAAUUAAACAAUGCAAUGUUGUGUUAUCACCUCUUCAUAUUAAUGAAUAUAUGUAUGAAACCAUGGAAAAUAAGGGAGAGCUUUCUGAUCAAAAUAAAAUUGAAAUGUUUAAGGAAGACUCAUCAGUUGAUGAGUGUUCAAGUGGUACUUUACAACUAGAGCAAUGUAACAUAGAUGAAGAAAUAAAACUUGAGCAAAAUGACACAAAUAAACUUGUUACACAGAUUAUACAGGAUUGUAUUGCAGAAAUCGAAUCAAAUACUGCAGAAAUUGAGGUUCUUAAGGAAAAGAAUGAUAAUCUUGAAAUUGAGGAUCAGACACAGAAUUUUGAUGAAGGUAAAGGCAAAUGUGGACUGUUAAAUACUGUAACAGAGCCUUGUAAGGAUAUCCAAAAUUCCCCAUGUCUGUCUCUUGUAGAAUCGUUUGCUAGUCCUGAACAUUCACAUGAGUUUCCAAAGAAAGGUUCCAUUGAUGGUAGUAAGGUAGCUGAUCAACCAUUCCUUGGAAAAAAUAGUCAAAUGUUUGUUGAUGAUAAAAUCGUGUUAGAUGAGGCAGAAUGUGAUUUAGAAAAAUCUCAGGAAGAUAUGGAUUACUACUACUUUCAGAAAAAGAAUGAAUUGGUUAGACUGACUGAGAUGAAUAUGAACUGUUCAGAUUUAAUCAGUAGUGAUUCUGACGAUGUACCUGAUCUUGAAGAUAUAUUUGAUGAAGGGGACAAUGAAAAAGAUGACCAUGCUUUUAAUGAAUUUGAUGUUGAGGGUUGUAAGAUGGUAAAAAAUGAACUCACUGAAACAUUUGAAGCCAAGGACCAAUGUGAUAUUGCACCAAAAGAUGAAUCAGUGUUUGAUGAUCAAAGCAGCAAUAUAGAUUUAUCUAAGAAACGGCUGCAGGAUUUAUCUAAGACACAUCAGGAUGGUAUUUUAAUUACUGAAAAUAUCCAAUGUGAAAAUAUUUAUGAAAAUGGCAAUGUCAAGCAUGAAAUGGAUGAACAUAAAGAAGAAAUAAAAUCUUAUCACAAAAAUGACCCGCAAACAGAUGAUUUCGUUAGCUUAAGUCUAUCUACCUGUAAAAAUUCUUAUUUUGAAUCAGAUACUGAAAAUACCCAGUCAUCAAUUAGUGAUGUUCAUAGAGAAACUGAUAUUGAAGUCAAUAUUAGUGAGGAAAGUAAUGUUGACGGCAGUCAUUGUUCCCCUACUGAUGAAUCUGAAAUAGAUGUUGGUUAUAAACCAAGUCCAUUUGGCAAGUUUUUAUCUGCAAGUUCGUCUUCUGGUAUUAAUGAUGUUAUUGAAGCUCAUCAAAGUGUUCAAAUUUAUCAGAAAGGAAGUUUAUUCAGAGGUAUUGAUUAUGACAUGGGAAGCACUUCCAGCACAUGGGAAUAUCCCAUAUCAGAGCCAGACAAUGAUUAUUCUCAGAGUUCAAGUAUUUACCCCUCGCAGAUUGAUGACAAUGCAGUGUUUCAUAUCAAAGAUACUUUUGAUGAAGAAAUCGAUAAGGAUGAUUAUACCGAUGAUAUAUGUGAGUAUACGAAAAUGAAUAAUGACAUUCUUGAAGAGAAAGAAAGUGUGGGGAAUUCAAACACACUUCAGAAUUAUGAUGUAGAAAUUGAUAAGAAACAAAACUUGGAGACAGAAACUAUACAUAACUCAGAGGCGGGAACUGUACAAAACUUACAGAUAGAAACUGUCCAAAACUCAGAGGUUGAAACUGUCCAAAGCUCAGAGACAGAAACUGUCCAAAACUCAGAGGUUGAAACUGUCCAAAGCUCAGAGACAGAAACUGUCCAAAACUCAGAGGUUGAAACUGUCCAAAACUCGGAGACAGAAACUGCAGGGCAAGCACUUCAUCAUCAGGAUGAUUUAACUUAUUAUCAGGAGGCAUACAAUACUAGUUUAUUAAGACCAACACCUGUUCAUUCUCAACCAUGGCUCCCUUUAAAUAGACAUCCAUAUGACAUGUGGCUGCCAUACCCUAUGUGGCAACCUUUUCAAGGAGCCCAUUCACCAGCAAUAUCACCUUACAGAGCGCCAUCGUUAUUUCCAUAUGUACAUCCAAGCCAGCAGUCGCCUCUAUCACCUUUCAUUUGGAAUUCCAUUCCAAUGUAUACAUCAGGGCCAAGUUUUGUGAACUCUCCUGGUUAUUCACCUCCGUUUAUGAAUUACAUGUUAAAUGGCAACAGGCAGACUGUUUUAGAACAAGGGAAUCAAAGUGGUGCUGCAAGUAUACCACCCUGGAUAAUGUCGUCAGACAAUAUUACGCCUUACAUUCAAGAUCAAAACCCAGAUACAUACUAUCUCACAGAAUACACCAUUUCAAAAAUUUUUGAUCAAAAAUCUUCAUUUAGUAAGAAAACAACAUACUCAGAAGUUUCACCAAUGCUAAAAAAACUUGACUCUGAAAUAUCUUUGCCAAAAGACAGUCCUCCCAAAAGGGAGAUGAACCCAAGAAAAUUGCAAACCUUAUGUAAAGAAAAGAUAAAUUGUACUGCCAAAUAUGAUUUCAAUACUGAGAAUGAAAUUUCAAAAGACUCACAAAUAUCAAAUUCUGAUUCCAAAUUUUCACAAUUGCACAGAAAUGGUACAAUAGGUAGGGAUAUUUCAAGUACUUGUACUAAAAUUAAUAACAGACCCAAAAAUGCUGCAAGACAUGUCCAAUAUAAAAAGUCCUAUAAUGCUGGUGAAAAGGCUACUUUUAACAGUAGUUACAAAACAUGCAGUUCUUCAAAAGCUUUGAUCCCAGAUGAAAGUAAGGAAAUGAAGGAAACAAUUGAAGAAAAUGAGUCAUCAAAUAGUUCCAUAGACAGAAUCAAGGAUAUUUUCCAUCUGUUCAGAGUAGAUGAUGUGCAAAAAAGAGAGACAUUUGAUAAUUUUCCAAAAUCUCAAGAAUGCUGUAUUUCAGAGGAGCAAAAAGAAUUUAACGUCAAAGAUUUUGUCAUAAAAAAAGACAUACGUCGAAAACAAAAUGAGAGCAAUUCAACUAAAAGGCAUGGAGAAAGUAAUUGUAUAGGAGAGGCAAGCAAAUGUGUCAAGAGUAAAAAUAAGGUACAAAUUGAAAACUGUUCAGACAGAAUAGAAACAACAGAUGAGAUUUGUUCUAGUAAUGUAGGUAGAUCUGUUAAAUUUCAUAAUGUUGGUCAACUUAAAAAUACAAUAAAUACAACAACAGAUGUCACUGGUCCAAAACCAGCCAAUUGUCCCAGAACUAACUCUGAACCUGUGAUUCAUUCACGGGUAUUGCACAGUGUGGGCUACUUUCUAAAUUAUUUAAGAAAUGUGAAGUCUUCUGAGCCUGAAGUUAAAUCUUUAUCAAAGAAAGUAUAUAUGGAUGAAGUGUCAGCAGUUAACUGUAAAAGAGACAUGGAAGACAUUAACAUGUCUUCUACAAAUGUAGCUGUCACAUAUCAUGAUGACAUCAUUUAUGGAAACCCUAGUAAGAGAUUUCUAAAUUCUGCACAGAAAUAUGAUUCAAAUUCUGAAAAGGAAUGUUUAAUAUCAACUAACAAAAUUACCAAAUAUUCUGAUUUAAAAACCAGUGUGAAAUUAAAGGAGUAUGAAAAUGACAAAGCAACAACAGUAGAGGUAAAGAGAAAUUGUAUUGUUGAGGCGGAGGACAACUUUGAUGGUUUGAAAAAUCCUGUAGAAAAUACAAGUGGAGCAUUAGUUGAUGGUGAUAAGAAAAAUCUGAAUUAUACAGAAAAUACAGCGAUUGUUGUGAUAGGCAUGAAACCUGAUGAGUACAAAGUUCAUGAUACUGCUAUUUCUAUAAAUACAAAACUUGAAGAUAGAAACAUAGUUUCAAGUCAAUCAACUGUUUCAAGUCAGUCAACUGUUACUUUGAAGGAAAAUGAAAUAAUGAAAUCAGACAGAAAGGAAGGAGUAAAAGAGAUGAGGCAUCAUGGCCAUCGGAAAAACAGGAAUGCUAUGACUGGUAUUGGUCAAUUUCUGAACAAGCUAAAGAAAUCAGACACAAAAGAAGAGAAAUUGGUUAAACCUGAAAUGAAGCAAACAAGUUAUAGUUUGAUGGAGCAAAGAGGUAACAGAUGUUUUGUAGAACAAUGUAAACUUGUAGAGGUAAGGACAGACAGUAAAACUAAAGACAAAAAAUGUUCCAUGGCAGAGGAAAAUGAUAAAGGGAAUGACAGUUUCAAUUCUGAACUUGCAAACUUUUACAUGUCUAUUGGUGAAGAUACGGAAUCAGUAACAUUGAAUUCUAAAGUAGGGAACUCAAAUUUGUCAUCAAAUGCAAAUGAGUUUGACAGUAAAACUAUUGAAGAAAAUGAAAGAAAAAGUAUCAUUUGUGGAAAAGGAAAAAACAUUUGCAGUCAGGCAACAAAACAAGAGUCUAUAAAAGAGGUUCAGCUGCCUGAAACAGGACCAGUUUUUGGCAAAUCUUCCACUGCAAUAAAUACAGACAACAGUACAAUGAAAGAUAUUGAAGAUGUAAACAGCUGCAAAGUACCAGAAACAACAUUGGACCCCAGGAAGCUUUUUGUUGAUGAAUCAGCAAUUCAUUGUGAGAAAGACCUGAAGGAAGUAAAAGAUGUUUCUACAUGCAUGGAAACAACAGUGGAAAGUGUGAACGCUACAGCAAAAGAUAAUAUAUCUGGUAAUGAAUUGAACGAAUUACAUGAUAUUAGUGUAAAGCAAAUGAAGACUGGUGAGAGUUGUGUGGGAACUGGUUCUUUUUCUCACAGGUUGUGUAGUGUGGGCUUCAUUCAAGACAAAUCUGAACAUAAAAACACUUGUGAGGCAUGUUCAAAAUCAAACAAAUCUAUUUCUUCUCAUAGUUCAAAAGAAGAAUUAAGUUUUACAUUGGAGCAAGAAAAGACAACAUCUAUGAAAUCAAAAAGAAAUGAAGGUUUAAGGGAGACAAAAGCUAGUUGCAAAUGGAAAAAUAGAAAUUCAUUGAGUGGUAUUGGUCAAUUUCUUACCAAGCUAAAGUCUGCAGAAGAAAAGAAAAUUGUUUCAGAUAGUACAGAAAAAAAUGUCCAACAUAAUAUUUCUAGUUCUUUUUGUCUUGAACAAAGUAAACUUGAAGGAAGGAAAGAUGAACAACCUGUAAAUGAAUUAAAAAGAUCAUGCAGCCAAGAAGAAGUACAAAAGGACAAUUUUGUGUCUGAGCUUGAAAAUGUUUACACCGUUAUUGGUGAAAGUUUGGAAUCAGUUUCAUGCAAUUCAGAAGUUGGAUGUUCAAAGUCAAUAUCAAAACUGGUUGAGCCUUGCAGUAAAACAAAAGAUUCUGUCAACUUCGAAAGCGAUACAGUUACCUGCAAUGACUUGAAGACACAAGAGUCUGCACGAAAGUUUCAUCUGACUAAUACUAGACCCUAUGUAAUAAAAACUUCUAAAGCAGUAGAUACAGUCAACAUUAUAAUGAAAGCUGUGGAAGGUACAGAAAAAAACUAUAGCAAAAUACCAAAAACAGCAACCACAAGGGAUGUUUAUAUAGAAGGAGGAAGUGCUUCAGCCGUUCAUAGUGAAAUAAAUGAGUCUUCUCUUGAAGUAUAUGCAGAUGUUAUACAGCCUAUAGUUCCUGAUUCAUAUGAUGUAAGUGAUAAAGUAUUGAGUCCCAAUAAAAAUCUGUCAUCAUCAAAGAAAGAGGUAAGUUUAAGGUUGGAACAGUCAGAAUUGAAUGGUCAAACAAACAUUACAUACCCAAGAGUAGAAAGUAAUUUAAGUCAAAAUGACAACUUUGUUUCCUCUUAUUAUUUUGAGGACAUCGAAGAUAAUGAAGGGACAAACAUGAAAGAAUGCAAACCAUCACAUGUGAUUGAUUGCGUCACAGAGGAUUUAGAUAGGAGAAAUAAACUUGGAUAUACAUGUUUGUGGGUAAAUCAAAUUGUCCAACAAAGUGGAAAUGUAUCUUUUGUUGAAAUGACUGAUGAAAGUAUUAGUGGUUCAAAUUUAGGUUUGUUUUCUGGGAAUCAAACACCAAAGAAAGAUUCAUCAUUAUCUUCAAGGCAUUCAGUACACUCUGAAUCAUCAGUUGACAGCACAACUAAAACCAAUAGUUCAUGCAGUGAUUCCUUGACAUUGAUGAAAGAUAGAAGAAGAAAUACAGGCUUAUGUUCAUUGAGCAGUAAGCUACUUGAAAGUACAAGUAUAAGAAGCUCAGUGAGUGGCAGUCAAGGAAGAAGAAAAAUAAGGAAAAGUCAAAAGAUGUCUACUUCAUCACAACCGUCACCUUCCAGCUCACCAGAAGUUGGAGAUAAAACCAAUAAAAAACAACUUUUUACUUUCUCAAGAUGUAAUUGGUCAAAAAGAUCAUGUACAUUGAACAGCUCUUGUAAAGAUAGGCCAUGCCCUAUAAAAAGAUCGGAAGGAAAAGAGUGUUAUUCUUAUUCCUCCCAUGAUGGAAGUCUGAGAAGAGAAAGGACAAGGGGUCGUGGAUCGUCCAGCAGCAGUAGCAGCUCAUGUGAAAGCAGCAGUUUUAGUAGUGAUGUAAGUGAAAGCAGCAGUAUUAGUAGAGAUCGAAGUGAAAGUGAAAGCAGCAGUAUUAGUAGUGAUGGAAGUGAAAGCAGCAUUAUUAGUAGAAAUGGAAGUGAGAGCAGUAGUAUAAGUAGACAUGGAAGCAAAAGUAGGAGUUGCCACAAUGGAAUUAGCAAUGUAUGUGGACUCAAAGGAACAAAAGCCUGUUUACGUUUAAAGGACUUUGAAAAUGAUCUGUUAAGCAAAGAACAUCUGAAGAGGAAAUUAAUGCAUGUAAUGGAUAAAGAUCAAACAUUAGAAAAGAACGAAAGCACAAAAUCUGUUUUAGAUAUGCAUUCUAGAAAUAUCAAUGAAACUGGUUCUUCAUUAAACAAAUUCAGAGCAAGUGAGACUAUAAGAAAUACUGCUGAAGAAGGAAACUGUCGUAAAUUGAAAAGUGGAAAAUUGAACAGUCUAGGUGAUGAAGCCAAAGAUAGAAAGUUGCAGAAAAUUGUGUGUCUUACACCCAAUGUUUUGAACAUGUUGUUGAAAGUUGGAAUGGAAAUGUUUCUACAAAUACUGAACGAGAAUUCUACAGUACGAUAUGAAUGGUGCCUUGACAUCUUCACUGAUGAUAUCCAGAAACUUCAACUCGGUCAACAGGAAGAUGUUAGACAAAUGGAGAAACUUUACAAUAAUCUGAAAAUUGUACCAGAGAUGAACAGUUUAGAGAGCUAUCUGACAAUAAAACUGCAGUCUGCAAAUGUUCUAGAAAUAUUUGUUAUUGCAGAUGAGCCUUAUGGAGAUGAUAAUAUGAGAUCACUUGUAAAAUACAGCUGUAUGGAGACAUUCUUGGAGGAACAUUUAUCUUUUAUGUGACUCUUAGGAAAUAUGACUCAUCAUUCAACUUUUUGGACAAGUUUAUUGAAUUUUACGGAGCAUCACAAAAAUUUCCUAAAGGAGAGUAAACGAUUUCUGUAAUAAAACUGUAAUAGAUUGGUAAAAAGAAAGAGUGUAUUUAUUUUAAUGGACAUUUUAAAAGUUUUAUAUUGUUUGUGUGAGCUGGGAAGAUGUAAAAGCCUAAAGGAUAAAGAUUGUCGUACCACAUUGCACUGAGCAUGAAAAAUGACUGACGACAGUAAUACACUGGCUUUUAUGCUUUCUGUAAAAAGGCAUUUUUUAUACUAAACUAGUUUCAAAGAGAAGAAUUUAAGCUUUAAAAAGAAAUAUUUGGGACAAAAAAGUCUUGGUAAAUAUGGAUUUUGUAAAUAUUUUCGUACUGCUCUACGCCAUUUCCUUGACAAUAUUUGUGGCAACAAGUAAACAUUUGUCACACUCAGGGGGAACAGUCUUAUUCGCCAUAUAAAAUUUUUAUAUAAUGAUUAAUUUCAUGACCAUGUUCUGGAAGAAAAUUAAAUUUUCUCAGAUUAUUUUGUCACGAUCUAGGAAUGAUGUAGUUUAAUUGAGACCUUUUCAAGUCAUUGCAAGGUUGGUUUCAUUGGUCAUUCGUAUGUUUGAAAUAGUGAAUCGAUCUUUUUAAUGCAUAUUGGUUUGGACGAUAAGAAAAAUCAAAAUGAACGGAAAGCUGUACAUAAUCAUAGGGUGCUUUUCCUGUUCCUUUUUUACGUCUUCCCAGGUGUGAGGUACUGAAGGUAAAAUUAUCUUCUUUCCUUUCUUUUUUUCCCAAAGUCUGUAAAUUAUUUUGUGUUAACUGAGUGAUAGGAAUAUCCUGUGCAUAAUAGACUAUUAUUAUGACCACAUAACAUUUGUAUGAUAGAUGUAUGUACCUUAUAUGAGCAUAUAUCUUACUUAUGAUAUAUAUCGUCUGAAAAAAGCAUACCUCAUUUUGUAUAUGUCAUAAAACAUCAGAUAUAGACUUGUUUUGAAAGGUGACAUAUUAUAUCUUUGUGAUGUGAUUGUUUACAAAUAGCAUUUAUAACAUUUUGUUACUCUAAAAGAGUAUAUGUUUCAGUUUCUCUACUUGUUAUAGGGUUUGUAAGCGAACAGCAUGGAUCCUGAUCACACUGCGUGGAUGCGCAGGCUGGUCUGGAUCCAUGCUGGUCGCAAA